Molecule: messenger RNA, 3456 nt
Organism: Oppia nitens
Lineage: Eukaryota; Metazoa; Arthropoda; Arachnida; Sarcoptiformes; Oppiidae
Gene: AGO1
Product: protein argonaute-2-like
Exons: 7
Coding region: 402-3179 (925 amino acids)
Molecular function (GO): protein binding; RNA binding
Source: RefSeq, a predicted model, not a curated record
CAGCCAUUUUAUAUGAUGUGACCUUUUUUUUUCUCUCUCUCUCUCUCUCUCUCUCACUCUUCCCAUACAUUUUCAUUGUGUAGGCCAUCGACAGCAACAGUAUCUGUCUGUCUGUCCGACUGUCUGUCUGUCUGUGAGAAACUGACUGACCGACCGACCGACCGACUGUCUGCGGCCAACCAACCAACCAACCAACCCGAACAUCCGAGAUCAUCGUUGUCGUCGCCGCCGUUUGCCGUGUGUGUGUGUGUGUGGUCACCGCCACCGCCAUCAGCCGUGUGUGUGGUCAUCGAUCACUGAUCUGAUCCCAAAAAUAAACAUUUUUUUCAAGAUAUAGCGAGUGGUGACCAUCUUAUUGCUUCAUUACGAACGCAUUCAGAUUUGACGACAUCCUUCCCAUUAUGUAUCCAUUGGGCGGUCAACCUCCCGGACCACCAGGCGGUCCGCGAGGUAUGACACCGAUGGCGCCCCCGCAGAUGGCUCCCGGACAGCAACAGCCGCCAAUUGGACCGCCAAUGGGUUCGAUGAUGAUGCCCGGCGGCGGCGGCGGUGGUGGUGGCGGCGGCGGUAUGCCCGGACUACCAGCUGGACUACAAGGUGUUCCUGGAGGACUGCCCGGAGUACCGGGACCGGCCGGCCUGGACGCUGUUCUGCCAGUAAUGUUUGUCUGUCCGCGACGGCCAAACGUCGGUACCGAUGGUCGUCUGAUUACUCUACGGGCCAAUCAUUUCCAGAUAACAAUGCCCCGUGGAUUUCUACAUCACUACGACAUUACCAUUACGCCGGAUAAGUGUCCCAGAAAAAUUAAUCGGGAAAUUAUCGAAACAAUGGUUCAGUCAUAUUCCAAGAUAUUUGGAACCCAGAAACCGGUGUUUGACGGCAGAAAAAAUAUGUAUACCAGAGAUGAUCUGCCGAUCGGAAGGGAUAAGGUUGAGCUCGAAGUGACACUACCGGGUGAGGGCAAAGAUCGUGUGUUUCGGGUGGCCAUCAAAUGGGUUUCGCAGGUUAGCCUCAAUACGUUGGAAGAGGCAUUGGAGGGAAACGCCCGAACAAUUCCAUUGGAUUCCAUACAAGCGCUGGACGUAGUGAUGAGACACUUGCCGUCGAUGACUUACACACCGGUUGGCCGUUCGUUUUUUUCGUCGCCCGACGGCUACUAUCAUCCGCUCGGUGGCGGCCGCGAAGUAUGGUUUGGUUUUCAUCAAAGCGUACGGCCAUCCCAGUGGAAGAUGACGCUGAAUAUCGACGUGAGUGCCACUGCUUUCUAUAAGGCGCAGCCGGUUGUCGAGUUUAUGUGCGAAGUAUUGGACAUCAGAGAUAUCAACGAUCAACGAAAACCGUUAACCGAUUCGUCGAGAGUGAAGUUUACAAAAGAGAUCAAAGGACUGAAGAUUGAGAUCACACAUUGCGGUACAAUGCGACGCAAAUAUCGUGUAUGCAAUGUUACCCGCAGGCCAGCCCAGUUGCAGUCGUUUCCCCUGCAAUUGGAAAACGGCCAGACAGUCGAGUGCACGGUUGCCAAGUAUUUUCUGGAUAAAUACAAAAUGAAGUUACGGUACCCGCACUUGCCGUGUCUUCAAGUCGGUCAGGAGCACAAACAUACGUAUCUUCCGCUCGAAGUGUGCAACAUUGUGGCCGGUCAGCGGUGUAUCAAAAAGUUGACCGACAUGCAGACGUCGACAAUGAUUAAGGCUACCGCCCGAUCGGCACCGGAUAGGGAACGCGAAAUAAACAAUUUGGUUACCAAAGCUGACUUCAAUAACGAUCCGUUUGUCAAAGAGUUUGGUCUGUCUAUAAGCAAUCAGAUGAUGGAAGUGAAGGGGCGAGUGUUGCCGCCACCGAAACUACAGUACGGCGGCCGAACCAAACAGCAGGCUAUACCCAAUCAAGGUGUAUGGGAUAUGAGGGGCAAACAGUUUCAUACGGGCGUCGAAAUCCGGACCUGGGCUAUAGCCUGUUUCGCGCCGCAGCGCACCUGUCGGGAGGAUUCGUUGCGCAACUUUACCCAACAGUUGCAGAAAAUAUCCAACGACGCCGGUAUGCCCAUCAUUGGUCAGCCAUGUUUUUGCAAAUACGCUAACGGACCGGAUCAAGUGGAACCAAUGUUUCGCUAUCUGAAACAAACAUUCCAGGGUUUGCAACUGGUAGUGGUCGUCCUGCCAGGCAAGACACCCGUCUACGCUGAAGUCAAACGUGUUGGCGAUACUGUACUCGGUAUGGCCACCCAAUGCGUUCAAGCGAAAAAUGUUAAUAAAACAUCACCGCAAACAUUGUCUAAUCUGUGUCUCAAAAUCAAUGUCAAAUUGGGCGGAAUUAACAAUAUACUGGUGCCCAACAUUAGACCAAAGGUUUUCAACGAACCGCUUAUAUUUUUGGGAGCAGAUGUAACCCAUCCUCCCGCUGGUGAUAAUAAAAAGCCUUCCAUUGCCGCAGUGGUCGGCUCUAUGGAUGCCCAUCCGAGUAGAUACGCGGCCACUGUACGUGUUCAGCAGCACCGGCAGGAAAUCAUUCACGAUCUGUCGACAAUGGUCAAAGAACUGCUCAUACAGUUCUAUAAAUCGACUCGUUUUAAACCCAAUCGUAUUAUCUUCUAUCGGGACGGCGUAUCCGAGGGCCAGUUUCAUCAGGUUUUGGCCCACGAAUUAUUGGCCGUCCGAAGCGCUUGUAUGAAACUGGAGGACGACUAUCGGCCAGGUAUUACGUUUAUAGUUGUCCAGAAGCGUCAUCACACCCGGCUAUUUUGUUCCGAUAAACGCGAACAAAUCGGUAAAAGCGGUAACAUUCCGGCCGGUACUACUGUCGAUGUCGGCAUUACUCAUCCGACUGAAUUUGAUUUCUACCUGUGCUCGCACGCAGGCAUUCAAGGAACAAGUCGUCCCUCUCAUUAUCACGUGCUCUGGGAUGACAACCAAUUUACAGCCGAUGAACUACAAUGUUUGACCUAUCAGUUAUGUCACACUUAUGUGCGCUGUACCCGUUCCGUAUCGAUACCGGCGCCGGCAUAUUAUGCACAUUUGGUGGCUUUCCGAGCCAGAUAUCAUUUAGUAGAGAAAGAGCACGAUAGCGGUGAAAGUUCGAGCCAUCAUUCGGGAACCAACGGUGACGAGAGGACAGUAACUGCACUGACCCGAGCAGUUACCGUACAUCCCGAUACUACCAAAGUUAUGUACUUUGCUUAAGGACAACCCACUCUCACUCACUAUAUCUCUAUCUCUCUCUCUCACACACACUCUCUAACCCUCUUAAUAGUCAUAUUUGAUCAAUAAUUAUAAUGAUAAUGAAAAUAUAUAGUAAAUGAAAUGAAACCAUUGAAAAAAAAUAACACUAAAACAACUAAAUCAUCGCUAAAUAUUAAGAGAAAUUUUUAUUGGAAAAAAAAAUAAUAAGUAUUUACGGAGGAAAUCAAUUAGUUUUAAAUUUUACACACAUUUCCACUAUACAAACAAACAAUAAAUC